GUCUCGCGCAUUCUUCCUACGUGUCGCGCUCACUUCACAGCCAUUCAGAGUAUUUCCCCAGAUUCCAAAACCAUUCGUCACAAUGGCCGCUACCCUUUCAUCCUCUGCAUCCGCCGCUCUUCGCUCCCUCUCUGUCCCUGAGGGCAGCAGCCUUUCCACUUCCUCCCGCGCGACAAUCCCUGGGUUUUCCGGCCUCAAGGCCCAAAGCGGACUUUCUGCCUCUACCGGAAGUCAAACAUGCACAUGCGUGUCAUGCGGCCGAACCUGCGCCUGCCCAUGCGCGAAAUGCGGUAACCGUCGCACAAGCAUCGUCGCCAUGGCCAGUGCAGACAGCCAAUUCGCCAGCGUUUCGCAAUCCACCGCCGCCCCCGCCGCUCCCGGCGCUAACGCCCUCCUCCCCGCCAUCGUCGGCGCCGGCGCUCUCGGCGCCGCGACCUACGUCGCCGUGAAGAAGCUCACCGCGUCUCCCGCCGCCGCUCCCGCCGCACCCGCCGCCGCCGCUCCCGCCGCGUCCAACGCGCCGCCCAGCGGCAUCGUCCCGCGCGCGAAGCACGCGGCGUCCUCGGCUCUAGCGACGAUGGCGGCGACUUUCCCGGCGGCGAUGCAGGAGGAGGCGUUUCUGAAGGCGGUGGCGGUGGAGCUGGCGAAGCUGGGGUUCCGCAAGGACAACGGCAUCGCGCUGGUGAACACGUGUCGUGACGAGGUGUGCCGGCCCGUGGUGAGCAUCAUCGACCGCGAGUUCGGGCUGAGCUUCAACAUCUCCGGGCUGGGCGGGCUCGUCAACUGCGGCAAGGUCGGCUUCAAAGCCGCCAUGAGCCACUCGCCCGAGUUCCCCUGCGACGUCGACGGCAACCUCAAGGAGCGAUACAUCUUCUUCGCGUUCCCCCACGUGUCCAUCGGCGAGUCGGGUGAGGUGGGGUCGCUGCUGCGUCGCGGUCGCGGCAAGCCGUCGAGCGCAUGCGGAGCGUUGAUCGCCAUCAACAACGACAUCAACGGCGGAGCGGCGCCCAGCAUGGACAGCGACGACCCCGAGUACACGCUGCUGCGCAAAAAGAUCAUGACCAAGGUGUCGAAGUCCCCUGGAGCUGAUCUGUCUCUCGUGCAGGUGACGAAGGCGGCGCUGGCGGCGAUCAACGAGGACCUGGAGAAGCUCAUCUCGCUGACGGUGGACCCGGCGACGGCGGACUACGCGGUGAUCACGGGCGUGCAGAUCCACUCGGGCGACCAGAUCCCCGGCCAGCCCUUCCGCAUCGAGCGCACGUGCGACUACAUCGCGCCCGACCAGAUGUACGCCGUGGUGCGCGGGCAGAAGUACGCGCUGCAGGUGCAGACGCCCAAGUCGCAGGGUGUCGCCGCGAUGGUCUAAAGUUGUAGCCUCUUCGAGUCUCUGAGACGGUCUUGAGUUCUAACCUGUGCAGUUUGCGAUACCCAAAAGGGUACUUGUUUUUCGCUUCCGUGAAGCGUUUGAUCAGGUUUGCUUUGAUUCAGGUUUGUAAGUAUGUACUCUUAUUGCAGUAAUGUCAUCAAUCGUUAGCAGCGGCAGCCAGGCAAAACAGCUAGCAGACGCACGUAGGUCCUACAAGCUAGACUGCAGCUGGUUGAAAUGGUGGUGUGUCCCCUGCAUUGGUGGCGUGGGCCCGUCGCACAACGCCAGCCAUGAAAUUGAAGGUGUAUGCCAUAGGAGACACCACCUCAGCCAGUGGCUGCUAGGAGCUGUGGUGUUGACUACGGAGCACUCGCUGCUGUGUGCUUGCUGGUAUGCUGAUGUAAGCUGGUAUGAAUGUCAUCUGGAAGGAAGGUUGUAAAGACGGUGAAGUCACAAGCGCGGAAAGGUUGCGCGAAUGGUGACACCAGU
Messenger RNA from Closterium sp. NIES-67, 1855 nucleotides. NCBI's taxonomy places the organism in Eukaryota, Viridiplantae, Streptophyta, Zygnematophyceae, Desmidiales, Closteriaceae. The record is from the annotation of a GenBank genome assembly.